UCGUCUCUCCGCGAAUCAUCAUCAUCGUCGGCCGCCGAAUUCUCUCGACCGCUUCUGCCCCUUCUGAUCGUCCUCCGCGCUUCGCCCGACCACCGAAGGCCCUCGCGACCGCGAUCCUCCGGCGAGAUACAGCGGAGAGAGAGGGAUGUAUCCGCCGCCGCCGCCGAUGAUGCUGGUGAACUGCUCCGGCUGCCGCACCGCGCUGCAGCUCCCGCCGGGGGCCAGAUCCAUCCGCUGCGCCAUCUGCCAAGCCGUCACGAACAUCGCCGAUCCCCGCGCGGCCCCUCCCGCCGCGGCGCCCCACGCGGCCGCGCUGCACCCGCCCCCGCCGGCGCCGGCGCCGGCGCCCUCGCCCUACGGCCACGCGCCGCCGGGGCCGCCGAGCCCGCACGGGCGGAAGAGGGCGGUGAUCUGCGGGAUAUCGUACAAGUACUCGAGGCACGAGCUCAAGGGGUGCCUCAACGACGCCAAGUGCAUGCGGUUCUUGCUCAUGAACAAGUUCCAUUUCCCUCAGGAGUCCAUUCUCAUGCUUACAGAAGAAGAAACCGACCCUUACAGACGUCCAACCAAACAAAACAUGAGGAUGGCAUUAUAUUGGCUAGUACAAGGCUGUCAACCUGGAGAUUCCCUUUUAUUCCAUUACUCUGGUCAUGGUUCGCGGCAAAGAAACUAUAAUGGUGAUGAAGUUGAUGGUUAUGAUGAAACAUUGUGUCCCCUUGACUUUGAAACCCAGGGUAUGAUUGUCGAUGAUGAGAUUAAUGCAACAAUUGUGAGACCUCUUCCUCAUGGUGUUAAGCUUCAUGCGAUAAUAGACGCUUGCCAUAGUGGCACUGUACUUGAUUUACCAUACCUUUGCCGAAUGGACAGGAGUGGCCGUUACAUAUGGGAGGACCAUCGCCCUCGAUCUGGUAUUUACAAGGGAACAAAUGGUGGAGAAGUCAUUUCAUUCAGUGGCUGCGAUGAUGACCAAACUUCAGCGGACACAUCUGCUUUGUCACAGGUUACAUCAACUGGAGCUAUGACCUUCUGCUUCAUCCAAGCGAUUGAGCGUGGACAUGGAUCUACAUAUGGUAGCAUACUAAGUUCCAUGCGUGCCACUAUACGAAAUACAGGAAAUGAUGGUGGUGUUGGUGUUGGUGGUGGUGUUGUGACAUCUUUGAUUACCAUGCUUGUGACUGGUGGUAGUCUUGUUGGCGGGCUAAGACAGGAACCGCAAUUAACUGCCUGCCAGACGUUUGACGUGUACACAAAACCUUUCUCCCUAUGAAGUCAGCAAGUACAUUGUUUGCCAUCUUUGUAUUUUCGUUGCCAUAGGUUCAGUACAGUUAAAACGCAGUAAGUACAAUACAGAGGGACUGAGAGGGCAUGGGUUUCUACUUGUGAAAUGUUAUUUCUAGCCUGCUCGUCGGAUUGAUUGAUUGUAUUGCUGAAGCAAUAUAUGUUCUUGUUGGUAAGUUAAUUGUAGUGAUUACUUGAGCAUGUGAACUUUGUGCUGCCUUCUAUAGAAUAUGAUUUGAGCUAACAUACUGAAAAGCUCGGCCCGAGUACAAGGACUACUGUGGAGUAUGGGAGUACACCUGUUCGAGGCCUUGGCAGCCUCUAGGCCAGUCCUGGCAUGAAGUGCGAAUGCGUGGGCUUGGAGAUCAUCUCAAAUUGAAAAGCUCAGCCUAGCCGAAGAGGAAUUCAUAGUCUGAAAGAUCCUAGCGUUCGUGCUUUAGUGGGUCUCCAAGAUCCUUUUAAUAACUUGUGCUGUGCUGUAGGGAUAUAUUAUACCUAAGCCUGCAGUGGGCGUGCGUACGCUUGAGAGUACAUAUGUAAUAAUUGAUCUUGUCUGA
Messenger RNA from Syzygium oleosum, 1835 nucleotides. RefSeq names its product metacaspase-1. The record is from RefSeq and is a predicted model, not a curated record. Gene Ontology annotation, biological process: proteolysis. NCBI's taxonomy places the organism in Eukaryota, Viridiplantae, Streptophyta, Magnoliopsida, Myrtales, Myrtaceae. Gene Ontology annotation, molecular function: cysteine-type endopeptidase activity.